Molecule: messenger RNA, 1105 nt
Organism: Ceraceosorus bombacis
Lineage: Eukaryota; Fungi; Basidiomycota; Exobasidiomycetes; Ceraceosorales; Ceraceosoraceae
Source: the annotation of a GenBank genome assembly
AUGACUUCUAAGCUGCCAUCCGUUUUGGACGCUACGGAGGAGGACAUCAGCCUCCUUCUGGCCGCUCAGACCCACAUUGGUGGUAAGCAGGUGGAGAAGGCUAUGCUGCCUUACGUCUACAAGCGCAGAGCAGAUGGUGAGUCGUGCGGCAAACGAGCAGCCUGGUCAAAGCAGGGACAGCAGCAUGAUAAGCUUGACGGGAGAAGUUGGGCUGGCCCGCCGCGCAAGACUGGAUCCAUUGACGUGGUAGGAGAUUGGAGCAGAGAGUGCUGCUGGUGCUGCUGGUCGCAUCAAGGCCAGAAGUUCGGCGCAUACACUGGCUUUCAAACGCCAUGCUGACACUGUCCAACGUCUCGACUCAUUGACAGGUAUUCACCUGCUCAACCUCGGCAAGACCUGGGAGAAGAUCGUCUUCGCUGCUCGUAUCCUCGCUGCCAUUGAGAACCCAGCGGACAUUGUGGUGCUCUCUGGUCGUCAAUACGGACACCGAGCUGUGCUCAAGUUCGCAUCCAACACUGGUGCUACUGCCAUUGCCGGUCGUUUCACUCCCGGUUCCUUCACCAACUACAUCACCCGAUCGUUCAAGGAGCCCAGAAUCAUCGUGGUGACUGACCCUCGCGUCGACCACCAAGCUAUUCGCGAGGCUUCUUACGUCAACAUUCCCGUCAUUGCUCUGUGCGACACGGAUGCUCCUUUGCGUCACGUCGACGUUGCCAUUCCAGGUAACAACAAGUCCAAGCACUCUGUCGGUCUUCUCUGGUGGUUGUUGGCUCGCGAAAUCCUGCGUCUUCGCGGAACCAUCCCUCGCACUCCUGACGGUUGGGGAGUCAUGGUGGACAUGUUCUUCUACCGCGACCCUCAAGAGAUUGAGCAAGAGGCCAACGAAGCUGCGGCUGCUUUGGCAGAGAAGAAUGCUCCAAUCGAGACGGUCGGAGACCAAGAAGUCGACUUGGGAGGCGUUGGACCCAGCUCCAUCGCACUCACUGCUGCUCAGGGCGGUGCACCUGCUGGAGAAAAGGUAGACUGGGCCGCUGAUGGCGAUGCGCAAGACUGGGCCGCUGACGGCGCUGCCGCUGGUGGUCAGCAAACUUCCGGCUGGGACUAA